CUCACCAUCAAAAUGACCGCACACGCCCUUGCAAACAACACAAUUCCCGAAGCCACGAAGCCAAUUAUGAGCUCAACCGUCACCCAAGUGGACGCUGCUGUCGAUCCCAUCACCGACGGCCCCCUCUUCCCCUCCACCCUCAUUUCCCCCGAAGUGAUCUCUCUCCUGCCAACAGACUACACCAUCCGGCCCAUGCGCCGCUCGGACUACAAUCGCGGCUACCUGGACGUGUUGCGCGUGCUGACAACCGUUGGCGACAUCACCGAGGAGGCCUGGAACCAGCGGUACGACUGGAUUACCUCGCGCAAUGAUGAGUACUACAUGCUCGUGAUCUGUGAUGGUGCGGACCGCGUCGUCGGAACCGGCAGUCUGAUCGUUGAGCGCAAGUUCAUUCAUUCGCUCGGUAUGGUUGGUCACAUUGAAGACAUUGCCGUUGAGAAGAACCAGCAGGGCAAGAAGCUUGGCUUGAGAAUUAUUCAGGCUUUGGAUUUUGUUGCUGCCCAGGUUGGCUGCUACAAGAGCAUUCUUGACUGUUCCGAAGUCAAUGAGGGUUUCUAUGUCAAGUGUGGCUUCAAGCGCGCUGGCCUCGAGAUGGCGCAUUAUUACUGAGCGUUUCUUGACUCUUGUUCAUUUCCUCCCUCGUUCACGCCAGUUGUUUGAUAUAGCGUUUGGGUCAUUUGGGUCACUUAGUCCGGCGAGGCUUUGGCGAGGCGCCGUUGUUCACGAUAAACUUGCGCAAACCAUGCAAUUGUUGCAUUUGAAAGAAUGGGGUUCGGUUGCACCUGGCCCUAAUCAAUCGUGAUU
This is a messenger RNA of Penicillium crustosum, 804 nucleotides long. It is a transcript of the gene gup1, whose product is annotated as glucosamine 6-phosphate N-acetyltransferase. Gene Ontology annotation, biological process: UDP-N-acetylglucosamine biosynthetic process. Gene Ontology annotation, molecular function: glucosamine 6-phosphate N-acetyltransferase activity; monosaccharide binding. Gene Ontology annotation, cellular component: endoplasmic reticulum; Golgi apparatus; endoplasmic reticulum-Golgi intermediate compartment. The transcript has 2 exons. The record is from RefSeq and is a predicted model, not a curated record. Bases 13 to 609 code for a protein of 198 amino acids. Lineage: Eukaryota; Fungi; Ascomycota; Eurotiomycetes; Eurotiales; Aspergillaceae.